This is a messenger RNA of Fusarium graminearum PH-1, 669 nucleotides long. RefSeq lists its product as uncharacterized. The transcript has a single exon. NCBI's taxonomy places the organism in Eukaryota, Fungi, Ascomycota, Sordariomycetes, Hypocreales, Nectriaceae. The record is from RefSeq and is a predicted model, not a curated record. Bases 1 to 669 code for a protein of 222 amino acids.
AUGGAGCCCCUCGGCGUAUACCACAUCACAUUCUCCUCCUCUGCUGCUGCCAGUCUAUAUAAAGACAAGAUCGAGAGACUCCUUCGUCUUUCUCAAAUAAAGUUUCAGAGUAAAAAUGGUCUCUGGACGAGCAAUGUCCCCAGUGUACUACUAGACCCGGGGAAAGACCCCGAGAAGGAGCUGGAGCGCUUCACGAUCCUUCCAGGCUCUUACCAGGCCCGUAUCAAGACGAAGCAGAGUCGUGUGCAGGGCAAAAUGGCUUGGCAGCAUGUCAUCGACCAGAUUAUCAAGAGUUCACAUAUCAGGACUCUUCGCCCAAGCGCAGUCUUGAUUGAACUGCCAGAAAAGAGUUUCUCAGCCGCAGAGCUCAAGACCAUCAUCUACCAGGACGGGACUGAAAGCGGUUACGAUUGGGCGACUGAAACUCAUAUAUACGACCUUUCCAAGGUUACCGAUCUAGGCGAGAAGAUCUCCCGAAGCACAUCGCGGGCACGUAGGAACGACGCCGAGUUCCGUCAGCGACACACUACACGUUUCAUCAUGGUGUGCGAGACCCCAGAGACGGCAUGGCGGUUUAUUCGGAGCUGGAACCAGCGAGUUCUCGAGUACGACCAGGGCGAAGGCAUCGUCUUGCGUAAUCGUGUAAAAGCAUCAUACAUUGACAUUUAG